Molecule: messenger RNA, 1254 nt
Organism: Didymodactylos carnosus
Lineage: Eukaryota; Metazoa; Rotifera; Eurotatoria; Philodinida; Philodinidae
Source: the annotation of a GenBank genome assembly
AUGGGUUAUGAAGCAUCUGAUGAUUCAUAUGUUGCUGAUUAUCUCGCAUAUUGUCCACCAUAUUUCUCUUCUGGUUUACCUUAUCCUUAUUAUCCACCACCGUUUCCACACCCAUAUUAUGGUGCUAAUAAUACUUACGAUCAACGUACACGUUUACCGUCACCAUAUCGACAGUAUACUCGUCAUCGCUCACCAUAUCGACCAUUGCCGAAAAAGGAAAGACAGCCAUAUCGCUCACCUUCACCACGUUCACCAUAUUAUCGUCAACGAUCUAAUUCAUCACAAAUAUCUCGAAUGUCACUGACAAUAUCAUUCAUGGAACAACGCACAGCACGAGAACACACUCGACAACCACCGCGAAAUAAUCAGAACACGAGUACAGCAUCAUCAAAUAGAGAAACGUCAAAACAAAGACAACCACCAACACCUCGGCAAGCAUCAUCAACUGAUACUGAUAUGAAACUGUACGUCUCCGUGUUAUCCGAUUCAAUGGCAGGACGCACAACUAUAUGCGAACAACCAGGUGGAAAAUCACUGUCCGAUUUUGUUCGUUCAAGGCACGGUGGACAAAUUCUACGCAAUAUACCAGAAUUAUUAAUAAUAGCCGGUACAAAUGACAUUGCAAUACGGACGAUUAAAGAAGUAAUUGAUGGACUUCGUGCAUUAGUAGCACUUAUUCAUCAAUUAUAUCCAGGUAUACAACGCAUCAUCGUCCACGAGAUUAUGUACCGGACCAAAACAAGUCAAAAACUAUCGACAGUCAAUGAAAUGAUCGAUGCUAUUAACACGUAUAACGGCUAUUUGACACAGUUGGCAAUUGAAGAACGAUUUGAGACAACCAAAACAGUAUUAAAUGAGAAUGGUCUAUUCGAUGAUUUGCAUCCAAAUGAUAGAACAGGAAUGCAAAAACUAAUCAGCACGAUUCGUCGAAUGCUCAAUCCCACAAGAACACAAACUUGCACUCUAGCUGCAUUACCAGUAGGCUCGUCUAAAGCCACUGAUAAAAACAACGCAGUAAUGACGACUAACAAACAGACAACAAUGGCAACCAUAUAUACAAGAAAGUCACCGUCGCCACAACGAUCACCUAGCAUUAAUAUUCAACCAGCCACAGCAUCUACUAUGCACAGUAACACGACCAAAACGACGGUGGAAGAAGACGAUGACAUGAAUGAUAAACAAGACGAUGGACAACGUCAAAAUAUAGAUCGUCAUUUUUAUCAACAACUAAUUGAACAAAUAAAAAAUUCAUAG